Phyllopteryx taeniolatus (common seadragon) is the source of this 3366-nucleotide messenger RNA. Its product is annotated as KIAA0232 ortholog. The record is from RefSeq and is a predicted model, not a curated record. The transcript has a single exon. The coding region runs from base 1 to 3366 and encodes 1121 amino acids. NCBI's taxonomy places the organism in Eukaryota, Metazoa, Chordata, Actinopteri, Syngnathiformes, Syngnathidae.
AUGACCGUGUGGAACAAAGCCAAGGCAUACUCGAGUUCUUCGUCCUCGGCCGCUCCGCAGACCAGCACAGACACUUCCUCUCCAAAAGAUUGCAACAGUGAAUGCGAGGCUGCCAAGGAGCGGAACCCUGAAGUGUGCGGUACCAUCACCAGUGUGACAAACGAGAGAGGCCAACAACGCCGAAGCAAGAAGGAGAAAGAGAACCGAUACCAUGGCGGUGCUGCGGCAGAAGAGAAGAACACCGGCCACUCCAAGAGACAAACGAGACACAGAUCUGGGGGCAAAUAUCGGGCCCGAUCCUGGUCUUCUGGCUCUAGCGAGGCGGGCUCGAGCUCAAGUGGGAACCUGGGUGACAAGUCAUUCAGAAGCAAGGCGGUUAGAGUCAGGCACAAAUCCAGAGAAGUUGGGAAGAGUAAGAGACAGCGUAAUAGCGGACAGUUGAAGCUUCAGCUGAAGGCUAUUGACAAGGAGGAGCGACGGAAUGCAGGAGGAAGCAGAGCCACUGCGGGCACGGGCAAACCACCUCAGCUUUACAAAAAGAGUAGAAGAUCCCUAAAAGAGGUUUCUCACGAUCCAGUCUGGGCGCAAGAAAAUGAGGUGGGCUUUGAGGACAGAAACGCAAAGGAAUACAUGGAGGAGCCACUUUGGUACACUGAGCCCAUCACAGACUAUUUUGUACCUUUUAGCAGCAAACAAAGCAAGCUGGAGACAAAGUAUCGAAGCAAAGUGGGCUUUCCCGAAGACUUGGCCCUGUCAGCAGACAUGGCUUUGCUGCCGGAGAGAAUCCAGGGAAUCUGUUUUGCCAACGAGAACUACCAGAGAACAUACCUUGCUGCGGGCUCAUUUGUCGACGGCCACUUUGUGGAAGCGCCCGGCGAAGCAGAGGAGGAGACUGCUGAACUCAUUGGGACCUCUAGCUGCCCUCAGCCAGAGGAUAGUGGACAUUUAGAUGACAAGCAUCUGCCAGAAUUCACCGACUUCUAUGAAGUUGAUAUUUAUCAAUCCAUAUUGGAUACUAGUGCCUCAGACUCGUUACAAGAGAGUCGGAUCCUCGGCAUGAUUCGACAAAAGAGCAACGAGCAAAGAGAAUCUUGUUUAGUGUUAGAUGGCCUGGAGCAGCAAGGGAACAGUGCAAUAAGGACAGACUUGGAGGAAGCUUCGGGAUCUUAUGGGUUUCUCAUGGAGGAUCUCGACAAUUUGGCUCAAGUCUGGGGAUGUUACUCGCCCUCUACUUCAGACGAUAUAGACGGAGAAAGCUUCUUGGGCGACUCACCCGUUCGGCUCUCCCCCCUCCUUGAUAGCGUUUCUUUCACCCUGAGGAAUCUAUCCGGAAAUCUGGUGGAGCCGCAAAUUCCCGAGGCCGUCGGCGAGCCGUCUGGCUUAAACUCGUCUUGCUUCUCUCUUUUUGAGCUGCAGUAUGACAGUCCCACUCUUUCUUUUCCCCACGAGUCCCUCUCCGUCGCUCACGAGAGCAACGCCGAUCCCGGUAGCUGUCUCGACCCGCAUGCUAAUAAACAGUCUCGUUUGCUGAUAUGGACCAAAAAUAGUGCCUUUGAUGAAACUGAACACUGCUCCAACCUUUCAACACGUACAUGCAGCCCAUGGUCACAUUCAGAAGAGACUCGUUCAGACAACGAGCACGGGAAUAUUCCCACAGAGGAGCCGGCCGCUCUGAUUGGCACUGAAGAAAUUGAUUGUAUCAUCCCUCCUAUUUCUGGUACAUAUCUAGAAGAUGAAAUCUUGGACUUCUUGCAGGAAGACUCUGGGCGCAAAUGUGAGGAGACGAGUGUUUGCACAGCAUCCUGUCAGACGUACACCAAAAAAUCGAAAUUGGAGUCCCUUUGUGGAAUAGCGUUGGAAGACGACGAGAGUAAACCGUACAGCGCGGGCGUUUUCUCAGAUAACACAAAGCAACAGAAGGGCGAGUACAGCUCAGGAAUAAUCAAAGAUAUUUGGUCUGCAGUCGGGGAGGCCAAGUUGGUGGUGUCAAGGCAAAGCACGAAGAAAAUGAGCGAGACGGUCUUUUCCGAAGACUCUGGUGGUUACUGUGGCAGCUGUCUGGAGGUGCAGGCCAAAGGUGUUCAGAAAAAAGCAGUGCAGCGCUCAGAGUAUCACCUCUGGGAGGGCAAGAACGAAGAACAGGACUUGGCCAAAAACAAACUCUCCAAGUUAGAUGGCGCCGGGGAUUACAUGACUCCGUCCAAACCCUGGGACUUGAGAUCAGAUAAAGACGGUACAUCUUUCAUCAUCGGUGGCGUGUACGGAGAGUUCAAGACGUUAAGUUGCGAUAAGAAUUGGGCUGUCGUGCCACCAAAUGAAUCUCAACGUAGCUCGCUCCAGUCUGCCGCCGCAUCUGCUUCUAGUUCCGAGAUGCUCACAAUCGCCGGCGCGGACGUGUUCGUCAACAAGGGCAGCUGCUUUGCUCCAGGACACCGGCGCCUGUGGCGGCCUCUUGUGUCCUUCGGCCAAAGCGAGCGCGCCAUUACGGGGAGCCGAGACGGCUUGAAUAAGGGAUUUUCUUUGAUCUUCCGGGAAGAUUUGCUGGGAUCUUACGACGGCUUGCGUAGCGAGGAGCAACGUUUAGAAUACCCAUUUGCCUCCUUCGACCUGAACAAUCCCUUCUCUCAAGUUCUCCAUGUCGAGUGUUCCUUCGAGCCAGAGGACAUGGCUUCCUUCAGUCCAGGGUUCAAGCCCAAAUCUAUUCUGUGCUCUGACUCUGAGAGCGAAGCCUUCUGCCCGCAAAUUUAUGGCAUCAACCAAACGCAGUACAGGGCCAUUCGCAUUUCCCCCAGGACUCAUUUCCGGCCAAUAUCGGCCUCAGAGUUGUCUCCCGGCGGAGUGAGCGAUUCGGAGGCCGAGACCGACAAAGAGGAGGCGAGUUUUCCCGUCCUGGCGCCGGUGGAUGUCUGCGAUGAUCCGCAGGCAGAUCUCAAACCACUAGAGGAGGACGCAGAAUGUGAAGGCCCGUAUUAUGGGAAAUCUGAACUGGAAUCUGGUAAAUUCCUGCCCAGAUUGAAGAAGUCUGGCAUGGAGAAGAGUGCCCAGACCUCUCUGGAUUCACAGGAAGGCCCCAGUGUCCUUCUGCCCAUUGCUGAACAAGAAAGAUUUUUAGACUGCCAAACAGCAGAAGAUGCAUCAGCUGCAGGUGGGCAGAAGAACACCUCAGUUGGCCCUCUGCAAAAAGAGGGCUCUCCGGGGGAAAAACAGACGUACUUGUGUGCAGCGGCAGGCCAAAUCCCCAAAUACGGGAUUGCGUACGACUUUGUCGGAGACGUGCCAGAGGUGAGUUGUUUCCUCGAACUGCUCUUAAAACACGUGAUGCAAGCAUUCGCUGUUAUAUCACCCUCUCGUCCCAUUUGUGUUUAG